Molecule: messenger RNA, 1954 nt
Organism: Punica granatum (pomegranate)
Lineage: Eukaryota; Viridiplantae; Streptophyta; Magnoliopsida; Myrtales; Lythraceae
Source: RefSeq, a predicted model, not a curated record
UUCCUUCUCGUCUCGCUCAGACUCGUCGUCUACGCUCUCUUCCAAGUCUCGCCGGCCAGCUGCCGCUGCUGCUCAUUCUCCCGUCGACGUCGAAGUCAAGCUCGGGCUGCUGCUGCUCUGCUCCCUGCCGAGGCGGAGCUGCUGCUGCUUCCUCUCCCAAUCUGUCAAGCCGCUGCUGCUCCCUACUUAGCCCAUUCUCCGGCGGAAUAUCUUUUGCUAUUUUGAUCAGAGAAGGGAGAGAUGAAGCUCGAUGUUGAUGUGCUGAGGUAUCUCUCCAAGGAAGAUUUCAGGGUUCUUACUGCCGUUGAGAUGGGCAUGAGAAACCAUGAGAUUGUCCCUUCAGAGCUCGUAGACCGCAUUGCUUCCCUCAAACAUGGAGGUACAUACAAGGUCCUGAAGAACUUGCUUAAGCAUAAAUUGGUACACCACGACUCUUCCAAAUGUGAGUAGACGAUGGUUUUCGGCUCACAUACCUCGGGUACGACUUCCUUGCCAUCAAGACAAUGGUUAAUCGUGGAGUUUUUGCUUCAGUGGGCCGUCAAAUUGGUGUUGGGAAGGAGUCUGAUAUCUUUGAGGUUGCCAGUGAGGAUGGUACAAUUCUAGCGAUGAAGUUGCACAGACUAGGAAGAGUUUCUUUCCGGGCAGUAAAGUCCAAGCGUGAUUACUUGAAGCAUCGCAGAAGUUACAAUUGGCUCUACUUGUCGAGACUCGCUGCACUUAAAGAAUUUUCCUUUAUGAAGGCUUUGGAAGAGCACGGUUUUCCUGUUCCUAAUGCAUUGGAUUGCAACAGGCACUGUGUGAUUAUGUCUCUUGUACCGGGCUACCCUCUAGUGCAGGUGAAGGAAUUGCAAAAUCCAGAAAUGGUGUUUGAAAGAAUCAUUGGUUUGGUUGUUUGCCUAGCGGAGCAUGGACUUAUUCACUGCGAUUUCAAUGAAUUCAAUAUUAUGAUUGAUGAUGAUGAGAAUGUCGCCAUGAUUGAUUUUCCUCAGAUGGUUUCUGUGUCACAUCGCAAUGCUCAGAUGUACUUUGACCGCGAUGUUGAGUGCAUCUACAAGUUCUUUGGUAAAAGGUUCAACCUUUCCUUUGAAGAGCAAGCCGAUCAUUCUGAUAGUGCAGAGGAAGAUGCCGAAGAUAGCAGUAGGCCUUGCUUUUCAUCAAUAAACAAAACAGCUGGUUUUCUUGACAAGGAGCUUGCUGCCAGUGGAUUUACUAGAAAGGAUCAAGCUGACAUGGACAAGUUCAUUGAAGAAGGCUCUGAUGAGGAUGCAGUCUCUGGCGAUGAAGAAGAUGCCUCCGACUCGACUGAAGCAAUUGUUAGAGAUACGGAUGCUUUGCAUUUAUCUGAGCAGCAGCCUGAGCAGAUUCAAGAGGGUGAUGGGGCCGACAAGGAUGAGACCAGACAAAGAGUUGCAGCAAGCAGGCAUGAAUCUGAAGCUCAAGAUGGCUCCGAGGAGCGAGGAGAAUGUGAGGAGGAUGCGUGCGAUGCUGAACUUGUGAAACGCCUUAACAAGCAGAGACGGCGGGCAAUAGCUGCUGCCCAUGGGGGACGGAAGGCUCUUGCCUCGAGAAAUUCAUACAAGGACAAAGGUGGGCGGUCCUCUCAUAACUCGAAAAUCCAAAAACAACUGAGCGGCUGGUAGUCUACCGCUAGUACUGAAAGGGAGAUUGCUCCCCCUUAAGUUGUGAUCUGAGGGGAUCAUCGUAGUAGGGAUUCAUUGUGUUAUAAAACUCGACUUUCCAGCCAUAUUUUCUGCGCAGUAGAUUGUGAAAGUUUUGUAGGUGAUUAUCAUUCGUGAUUAGAUAUAUUUAAGGUGAGGGCACACUGUUAAUGAGAAUGAUUUAUUAGAAAGUUCUACAUCAUGUAGUGUACAACAACUUAUGUGUUGAAAAGCCUUUCUCAAGGUCAUGAGUGUAUAUAACCAAUUACGGAUGGACCUGAUUUGGUAUUGUCUUA